Fusarium falciforme is the source of this 1101-nucleotide messenger RNA. Its product is annotated as CN hydrolase domain-containing protein. The coding region runs from base 1 to 1101 and encodes 366 amino acids. NCBI's taxonomy places the organism in Eukaryota, Fungi, Ascomycota, Sordariomycetes, Hypocreales, Nectriaceae. The record is from RefSeq and is a predicted model, not a curated record. The transcript has a single exon. Gene Ontology annotation, molecular function: catalytic activity.
AUGCCAUGCCUCCCCGUCUUUCUCUCGGCUCGGGACACGACGUCCAAGGCGAUUUCGCUUAUUGAGAGGGCAGCCAAACACAAAGCAAACUUAGUUGUUUUCCCAGAGACCUACAUCUCUGCAUUCCCCAUCUGGAGUGCAUUGCGGCCUCCUACCGACAACCAUGACCUAUUCAAACGCAUGGCAAUAGAGUCUGUUUACGCCGAUGGAGAAGAGAUCCAGGCCAUUCGCGCAACGGCAAAGAAAGCUCAAGUCAUGGUCAGCAUUGGCAUCUCAGAGAAAGCCCACUCCAGUAGCGCGACCUUGUUCAACUCCAACGUCCUGAUCGGGAGCCAGGGUGAGGUUCUAGUUCAUCACCGGAAGCUCAUGCCUACGUUGUUCGAAAAGUUGACCUGGGCUCCUGGAGGUGGGCAUGGACUGAGGGUCGCCGAAACGGCUUAUGGAAAGAUUGGGAAUUUGAUAUGCGGCGAGAACACGAACCCCUUGGCCAGGUAUUCGCUCAUGGCACAGGGGGAACAAAUUCACAUUUCUACUUGGCCGGCGAUAUGGCCAACUCGAGUUCCAGGCAUCGGUGAGUCGCAGGAUCAGAGUAAUAAUGAUGGGAAGUCCAGUGUGACGAAAGGGGCCAACUACGACAACGUUGCUGCAAACAGAACUCGCGCAGCCGCCCACUGUUUCGAGGCCAAGUGUUUUGGUGUUCUCUGCUCGGGGGCCCUAGGAGAUGACGCUGUCGAGAUCAUCUCAGAGGGUUCGUCUCACCUGCGUCAAGCUUUGGAGUACUCGCAGCGCGGUGCGACCAUGUUCUUGGAUCCCACUGGAGCUCCUUUGCAAGGGUUCGUGGUGGAUGGCCAGACACAUGAGCCCAACCCUACAGAUUUCCUACAGAGCACAGAAGAUAUUCUAUACUGUGAUAUGAACGUUGAGGAUUGUAUAGAGGGCAAGCAGUAUCACGAUGUCGUGGGUGGAUAUCAGAGACUGGACGUGUUUGACUUGAAAGUCAACCGUACCCGUCAGUAUCCAGUGACUUUCACCGAGAGUGUUAGUGAGAGCGUAUCACAGGACCAAAGGAUUAAUACUGAGGCAAAGAAUAAAGUCGAGUAG